UUGGUAGAUGGGAGCGUCUUCAAGUACACCAAGCGCAGGGUGUCACACCUCUUUAGACGGGAGAACAUCAAACCACGGAACGACACAAUAUUCUCUCCAGGAGAAACACGCUACAGAACCACGAUUGUCGGGGCUAACUAACAACAAGUGGUGAAAUUUCCUUUCGUUUCGCAAGGAGGACAUAAAACCAUCAUCCGGAGGUAACCAGACAGGACUACAAUGCGGUUACCCGCCUCCUUCUUGGCGCUUGCAGCCACGCUGCUGCUUGCGGAUGCUCAAAACACAGGCCCAUCAUGUAGUGACAGAAUGGACAUCGUCCUUGUCAUCGAUGGUUCAGAGAGCAUUGGGACAGACAACUUUCAGAAAGUAAGAUCAGCCACGGAGGCCUUUGCUCGACAAGCAUUCAACCGUGUACAGAAUCUCAGAUUGGGCAUUGUCGUCUAUGGUACAACUGUGGAACAAAGCAUAUACCCUUCCAGCACCAGAGAAGAAGUGUUUCAAACUCUCGAAAACCUUGUCUACCCAGUCGAUGGUGGCACCAACACCGAUCUUGGUAUCGAUACUGCUAGGGCGCUCUUAAACACCACAAGCAAUAUUAGGGCCAUGGUUGUGCUCACUGAUGGGCUCUCCCGAUUUCCUGAUGAUACUGAAAAAUCUGCAAAUGCUGCAAAGUCAGAGGGCAUUACAGUUUACAGUGUAGGAGUUACUCUGGAUAGCAUACUUUUUCCACAAAGCGUCAUUAAUUCUUACACAUUGGAGCUGGACCGUAUUGCUACAUCGCCACAAAACAGAUUAUCUAUCGACAACUUUGACCAAUUAUCGAUUUUGGCCAGUGGGCUCCUGAAUCAAGUUUGCGUCACUCAAUUGACAGUAACAUCAGGGCUUGUUGACCAGACCAUCUUUGUUGGAGACACCUUAACUCUAGUGGCCCGCAUGAGUGAGUCCGGUCUACAGGAUAUCCUCUGGUUCAAGGGGAACACCCGCUUGCCCAGUGACCCAAGGAUUACAUAUUCCAGUUCUGGAUUCGAACACCGACUUAGUAUUACCAAUGCGCAGCAGAGUGAUUCUGGCACCUAUAGCCUCACAAUCAAUGGGGUCAGCACUUAUGGACAAGUCACUGUACAAGGAAAUUCAAAUCCGGGAUCAACUGCAGUCUGCCGCGAAAAUAUUGAUGUGUUCUUGGCUAUCGAUGGAUCAAACAGCAUCAACCCUGACCCAUUUGAGUUCGAGCUUUUACCUGCUGUAGUAUCAUUUGUGGACGAAAUGUUUAACAGAACCCAGAAUGGCCUUCGUAUGGGAUACGUUCUCUACAGCAGGAUCAUCAACAGUGAGGUGAACCUGUCUCGCAGCGAUGCUUUCAUACGUUCCUCACUACUGGGUGAGACAUACCCCAAUGAGGUCACCAACACCCAUCUAGCUCUUAAUCGCAUCAAGGAUCUGUUUGACGCACAGACGACCGACUCUGCCAAGGUUGUAAUGGUGAUUACUGAUGGCGCGUCGGACGAUUUAGCGGCUACUGCACAGGCAGCAUUGAAUCUGAAGGCCGCAGGAGUACAGAUAAUAGCAGUCGGUGUGGGUGACCUAAUUAACCAAGAAGAGCUCCGUGGACUAGCAUCAUCUUCUGACAUGGUCAUCCUUGUGGAAAACUUCCAAAGUUUGGCAACACAGCUACUUAAUAUCACCAGCCAGUGUAAUGGUGUGUUCUCCCCUUGGACGGAACAAAGUCGUACUCCUUGUACUGUGCCCUGUGGUGGAGGAAACCAGAUAGUGACGAGGACAAGAACCUGCUCGGGUGGAUCCUGUGUCGGCCCGACGUCGGAAACCUUCUCCGUCAACUGCAAUACUGCCACCUGUACACUGCUUCAGCGUUUCGUCGAUAUUGACGUCUUUGAGGGGGACACCUUUGAACUGGUGGCUGUCUUCGGUGAGGCUAAUAUACCCGGAGCUACAUGGACUAAAGGAGGACGCGCAAUAUUCAAUGGUGGCAGGUUCUCGACCUCAGGAACAGGAUUCGAUCAGACUCUCAGAGUGACCAGCACACAGAUGACCGACGCUGGGCAGUAUGUUCUCUCUGUGGGUGGAGUGACCACCUUUGCCACAGUCACAGUCCGACAACGACAAGGAGUGUUCACAACCUGGACUGAGGUCAGCAGAUCGGCCUGUUCGGCUCCUUGUAACGGCGGCACCCAGACUGUCUUCAGGACCCGCACCUGCCAGAGUGGAACAUGUUCUGGCCCCACGUCCCACACUACCACAGAAAACUGCAACACGGCGCCUUGUACCUUGCUGCAACGGUUAAUCAAUAUUCAAGUGACAGUGGGAGACACCUUCAGCCUGACGGCUGUGUUUCGCGAAGCCAAUAUUCCUGGGGCCAGAUGGACCAAGGGCGGUGUUGUGGUCAACAGCAACGGCAGGUUCUCCAUCACAGGCACUGGCACAGACCAAACCCUCAGAGUGACCAACUCGCAGCUGGGUGAUGCUGGCCAGUACACCCUCUCUGUAGGAGGAGUGACCACUUUGGCCACAGUCACAGUCGUGCCACGAAACACACCAAUAGCAGUAUGUCAAGGAAGCCUCGAUAUCUUCCUCGCUAUUGACGGAUCAAACAGCAUCAACCCCGACCCCUUUGAGUUCGACCUUCUGCCAGCACUGGUGUCAUUCAUCGAGGAAAUGUUCACACGCACAACUGAUCUCCGUAUGGGCUACGUGCUGUACAGUACAAUUCUCCGAGGGGAGUUAGAUCUAACAGCCGACAGUUCUCUCCUUAGUCAAUCAGUGGCAGGUCUUCAGUAUCCAAACGGCGUUACCAACACACAUUUAGCCCUGAAUCGAAUCGACACACUGUUCACUGCCAACAACAGAGACGCAGCCAAAGUUGUCAUCAUCAUUACGGAUGGAGCAUCAGACGAUCGCACCCAAACAGCCGCGGCAGCAACCACCCUGAAGAACAAGGAUGUGCAGGUGAUGGCCGUGGGCGUGGGGGAUCUCAUCGACCAACAGGAGCUGCGCAAUCUGGCCUCAUCUCCGGACAUGGUGGUGCUUGUGUCAGACUUCGCACAACUUGCUUCACAACUCACCAACAUCUCCAACCAGUGCAGCGGAGUUGCAGUAUGGUCUGAAUGGAUCUCCCAGCCUUUAGUUGGUACACCGUGCACCAGGAGCUGCGGAGGAGGAACACAGCAGCGGACGUACGUGAGGAGAUGCAACAGCACGGCCUUCACCAACACCUGCCCCGGAAGCAGCAGAGAUGUUCGGAAUGAAGUCUGCAACACACAGGGUUGUCCCACAUUCCGAUGGUUGGAUUGGGUAGAGAGCCGGACGGAAUGUUCCGCCUCCUGUGGAGGAGGGUUGCUCACAAUCACCCGCACCAGAACAUGCGAAGACCCCACGAACUCGUGCGCUGGUUCCUCCAGUGAAACCUUCCAAGUUGCAUGUAACACAGACGUCUGUACAGCAGCCUUUGGCCAGUGGGGAUUGUGGAGUGUAUGGACCCCGGGAUGUCCGCUGUGCGGAUCCAACCCUAACAUCAACCAGCAGAGAACCCGAGACUGUGUGAAAGCCUCCCCAACAGACCUGGACUGUCCCGGAAAUGCUGUAGACAACAGAGUAUUUACCUGUACCCUCAUCCCAUGUCAAGCUACCUGGAACAACUGGGGACAAUGGAGUAAUCCAGGUUGUCCUACAUGUGGUCUCAGCAUCACACGAACUGUCACUCGAACCAGAACAUGUAACCAGGUAGCAGGUCAAGCAUUUUGCUCUGGAUCCAGCACUGACUCUGACAUCAGAACUUGCAGCAUUCCCAAUUGCAGAGGAACGUGGGCAGCGUGGGCCUCCUGGGCCACGCCCAACUGUCCUACCUGUGGACCAGUCGGUACACAAAGACAGGUCUUCAGGAACAGAAUAUGCAACAAAGUUUUGACAACUUAUGACAACUGUAUCGGGUCAGGCAGCGAUUCGAGAUUCGAUACGUGUUCAAUACCAGUGUGUACAGCUUCCUGGAACAACUGGGGACAAUGGAGUAAUCCAGGUUGUCCUACAUGUGGUCUCAGCAUCACACGAACUGUCACUCGAACCAGAACAUGUAACCAGGUAGCAGGUCAAGCAUUUUGCUCUGGAUCCAGCACUGACUCUGACAUCAGAACUUGCAACAUUCUCAAUUGCAGAGGAACGUGGGCAGCGUGGGCCUCCUGGGCCACGCCCAACUGUCCUGCCUGUGGACCAGUCGGUACACAAAGACAGGUCACCAGAAACAGAGUAUGCAACAAAGUUUUGACAACUUAUGACAACUGUAUCGGGUCAGGCAGCGAUUCGAGAUUCGAUACGUGUUCAAUACCAUUAUGUACAGCUUCCUGGAACAACUGGGGACAAUGGAGUAAUCCAGGUUGUCCUACAUGUGGUCUCAGCAUCACACGAACUGUCACUCGAACCAGAACAUGUAACCAGGUAGCGGGUCAAGCAUUUUGCUCUGGAUCCAGCACUGACUCUGACAUCAGAACUUGCAACAUUCUCAAUUGCAGAGGAACGUGGGCAGCCUGGGCUUCCUGGGCCACGCCCAACUGUCCUACCUGUGGACCAGUCGGUACACAAAGACAGGUCACCAGAAACAGAGUAUGCAACAAAGUUUUGACAACUUAUGACGACUGUUUUGGGUCAGGCAGUGAUACAAGAUUGGAUACGUGUUCAAUACUAUUAUGUACAGCUUCCUGGAACAACUGGGGACAAUGGAGUAAUCCAGGUUGUCCUACAUGUGGUCUCAGCAUCACACGAACUGUCACUCGAACCAGAACAUGUAACCAGGUAGCGGGUCAAGCAUUUUGCUCUGGAUCCAGCACUGAUUCUGACAUCAGAACUUGCAACAUUCUCAAUUGCAGAGGAACGUGGGCAGCGUGGGCCUCCUGGGCCACGCCCAACUGUCCUACCUGUGGACCAGUCGGUACACAAAGACAGGUCACCAGGAACAGAAUAUGCAACAAACUUUUGACAACUUAUGACAACUGUAUCGGGUCAGGCAGUGAUUCCAGAUCGGAUACGUGUUCAAUACCAUUGUGUACAGCUUCCUGGAACAACUGGGGACAAUGGAGUAAUCCAGGUUGUCCUACAUGUGGUCUCAGCAUCACACGAACUGUCACUCGAACCAGAACAUGUAACCAGGUAGCGGGUCAAGCAUUUUGCUCUGGAUCCAGCACUGAUUCUGACAUCAGAACUUGCAACAUUCUCAAUUGCAGAGGAACGUGGGCAGCGUGGGCCUCCUGGGCCACGCCCAACUGUCCUACCUGUGGACCAGUCGGUACACAAAGACAGGUCACCAGGAACAGAAUAUGCAACAAACUUUUGACAACUUAUGACAACUGUAUCGGGUCAGGCAGUGAUUCCAGAUCGGAUACGUGUUCAAUACCAUUGUGUACAGCCACCUGGAACACCUGGGGCUCGUGGGUUGACCCUGGAUGCCCUACGUGUGGUCUAAGUAUCACACGAACUGCCUCUCGAACCAGAACAUGUAACCAGCUUUCGGGUCAAACGUUUUGCUCUGGGUCCAGCUUUGGCACCGAAGUUAGGACUUGCACCAUUCCCAAUUGCAUAGGUACCUGGGGCACGUGGACAAGCUGGACUCAGCCCAACUGCCCAUCCUGUGGACCAUCGGGGACCCAAAGAUCUGUCUCGCGAUCAAGAAUUUGCACUAAAGCGCAACCGACUGAUGCUGAUUGCCCAGGACUAAACACACAGUCUCGAGUCGAUGCCUGUUCAAUUCCAAUAUGUACAGCUACCUGGAACACCUGGGGAUCAUGGGUGGACCCUGGAUGCCCUACGUGUGGUCUCAGCAUCACACGAACUGCAAUUCGAACCCGAACAUGUAACCAGCUGGCGGGUCAACAGUCUUGCUCUGGGUCCAGCUUUGGCACCGAAGUUAGGACUUGCACCAUUCCCAAUUGCAUAGGGGUUUGGACUCAGUGGGCCAACUGGGUGGUCACAGGCUGUCCCACCUGCAGUCCGUCCGGUCAAACCAACACUGGGACCUUCACGAGGGUCAGAACAUGUAACAAGGCGAUAACAACAUACGCAGACUGCCCUGGUUCAACCACAGAAACUAAAACAGACACAUGCAACGUUGCCACGUGUAGAGUUGGGACAUGGACCGCAUGGACAGCCUGGUCAGUUGGCAACUGUUCCAGUUGUGGGACCAAUGUUACCACCCAACAGACUCGAACGCGAACCUGCUUUAAGACCAACACAGCCGACACCGAUUGUCCGGGAACAACAAUUGAAACCAGAACAGCUGUGUGCCAGAUUUCCGCGUGCCAAGCCACCUGGAACACCUGGGGCUCGUGGGUUGACCCUGGAUGCCCUACGUGUGGUUUAAGUAUCACACGAACUGCCUCUCGAACCAGAACAUGUAACCAGCUUUCGGGUCAAACAUUUUGCUCUGGGUCCAGCUUUGGCACCGAAGUUAGGACUUGCAACAUCCCUAAUUGCAUAGGAACGUGGGCAGCGUGGGCCUCCUGGGCCACGCCCAACUGUCCUACCUGUGGACCAGUCGGUACACAAAGACAGGUCACCAGGAACAGAGUAUGCAACAAAGUUUUGACAAGUUACGCCGACUGUAUCGGGUCAGGCAGCGAUUCCAGAUUCGAUACGUGUUCAAUACCAUUGUGUACAGCUUCCUGGAACAACUGGGGACAAUGGAGUAAUCCAGGUUGUCCCACAUGUGGUCUCAGCAUCACACGAACUGUCACUCGAACCAGAACAUGUAACCAGGUAGCGGGUCAAGCAUUUUGCUCUGGAUCCAGCACUGAUUCUGACAUCAGAACUUGCAGCAUUCCAAAUUGCAGAGGAACGUGGGCAGCGUGGGGCUCCUGGGCCACGCCCAACUGUCCUACCUGUGGACCAGUCGGUACACAAAGACAGGUCACCAGGAACAGAGUAUGCAACAAAGUUUUGACAACUUAUGACAACUGUAUCGGGUCAGGCAGUGAUUCGAGAUUCGAUACGUGUUCAAUACCAGUGUGUACAGCUUCCUGGAACAACUGGGGACAAUGGAGUAAUCCAGGUUGUCCUACAUGUGGUCUCAGCAUCACACGAACUGUCACUCGAACCAGAACAUGUAACCAGGUAGCGGGUCAAGCAUUUUGCUCUGGAUCCAGCACUGACUCUGUCAUCAGAACUUGCAGCAUUCCAAAUUGCAGAGGAACAUGGGCAGCGUGGGCCUCCUGGGCCACACCCAACUGUCCUACCUGUGGACCAGUCGGUACACAAAGACAGGUGUUCAGGAACAGAGUAUGCAACAAAGUUUUGACAACUUAUGACAACUGUAUCGGGUCAGGCAGUGAUUCGAGAUUCGAUACGUGUUCAAUACCAGUGUGUACAGCUUCCUGGAACAACUGGGGACAAUGGAGUAAUCCAGGUUGUCCUACAUGUGGUCUCAGCAUCACACGAACUGUCACUCGAACCAGAACAUGUAACCAGGUAGCGGGUCAAGCAUUUUGCUCUGGAUCCAGCACUGACUCUGACAUCAGAACUUGCAGCAUUCCCAAUUGCAGAGGAACGUGGGCAGCGUGGGCCUCCUGGGUCACGCCCAACUGUCCUACCUGUGGACCAGUCGGUACGCAAAGACAGGUGUUCAGGAACAGAGUAUGCAACAAACUUUUGACAACUUAUGACAACUGUAUCGGGUCAGGCAGUGAUUCCAGAUUCGAUACGUGUUCAAUACCAUUGUGUACAGCUUCCUGGAACAACUGGGGACAAUGGAGUAAUCCAGGUUGUCCCACAUGUGGUCUCAGCAUCACACGAACUGUCACUCGAACCAGAACAUGUAACCAGGUAGCGGGUCAAGCAUUUUGCUCUGGAUCCAGCACUGACUCUGACAUCAGAACUUGCAACAUUCUCAAUUGCAGAGGAACCUGGUCUGCGUGGGCCUCAUGGAAUCAGCCCAGCUGCCCUUCCUGUGGACCUCCCAGUACCGUGAGACGGGUCAGCAGAACGCGAUUGUGCAACAAAGACCUGUCAACGCAUUCGAACUGUGCCGGAAAUAACGUGGAGUACAGAAAUGAUGCCUGCAACAUAGCAAAUUGUACAGUUACCCCAGGUUUGUGCGCCAGCGUCAUGAAUGUCAGCGGCGUCGGUUACCGCUAUCACCCCACCGACUGCGACAAGUAUGUCCAGUGUUACUUCAACCCCAACGGUGAGGUAUCGGCUGUGUACCGCACAUGUCCAUUUGGUCACUACUGGUCACAAGCGACCAUGAGAUGUGACCACUCGUGGAAGGUCACUUGUCCCCAUGAGAAGUGCAACAACACUUGCGUAACAACAUACAACAUGGAGGGCAGCUGUCGCGCCUACUGGUCAUGUGACCAUGGAAGGUCACAGGCCGAGUGUUGCGCUGUGGGCUUCCGGUACGUUGCAGGACGAGGCUGCUUCCCGGAUCUAUACUGUCGUGAUGCUUGUCCCACACCUUGCACAUCUGCUGAUAUAUGCGACAAAGCCCCUGGUUGGGAUAAGCCUGAGAACUACAAACUGAAUGUGGGUUUUCUUGGAUGGAUGGACAGCGGCUGCAUCCCCGGCUCCUACUUCGACAUCCUCGAGUGCGGCUGCAACGUGCGCAAGAAUGACACUUGCAACCCAGAGUUUUCGCUGACCUUCAACAACCAGAACGCCAUUGCUGCUGCUAAAGGAGACUGGCUGACGCUUGACACAGUGAAUAUCACAAAUGGUGUUGCGGCAUUUACCGGGCUAGGCAAACUGGUGGCCGACGUGAAGCUGCCGGACGCCGGUGUUGGAUGUCCAGUUGUGCUCCGGUUCAGGUACAGAGAAAACGGAAGUGGAGGGAGACAGGUGCUUGCUAGCAGCAGCGACUGUCGACACGGCAACACCAUGAUCAUCGCCAUCCACAACAACACCCUGGUCUUCGAGCUGACGUCGUGGUACGGCACACUGCUCAGUAUGCCUAUUUCUACGAUGGGUCUAGCUCCGUCGCAGUGGAAGGACGUCACCUUCAUGUAUAACGGCAAGGUCUUGACAGGGGUCAUCCAGCAGGACAACUACAAGGUCAUGGGCCAGCUGUUUGCGCCCAAGGUGGACUUAGUGGCGUGUGGCUUGACCUUCGGAUCUGAUGGGUCAGUGCUUACAGCGUUCGAUGGUCAGCUGGAUGAGAUCAACUUGUACAAGUGUGACCCUGGCAACCUGUAUUGAAGGAACCACUGAGCUUGUCCUGUUCACACAAGCUUAGAACACGUGUACAGUUCACACGUGCUUUCAACAAGGAAAACUAUAGUCAGUGAUUACAGCCGGGAGUCAAUAUUCUAGUGAACUCUCUACUAGUGCCAUAUUGUAAACUGCAUCGAUAUGCUAAGUGUGAUGUUUCAUUGUUUUGUUUUUAACAUUUUCGUGUUUAGUCCUGCCAACGUAUUAUAUUUUAGAUAACUGCAUCUUUAUCCUAGCGUGUACAUGAAAUAUAUAUUGCCGGUGUAUCACUGAAAUUAUCGCACCUAUAAGAUUUAACCAUCUGGUACAAGUGAUGAUAUUGUAUUUGAGUCUUGGCUAGACCCUUGCCACAAUUAGUUAGCUAACUUCCUGACAAGUACAUUAUUUCCAUGCCAAUAAGAUUACAUCUCGCAUUUGAAAGUCAACCUCACCCGAACCAGAUGCAGUUCACAAAAGGAACCAAUGUUUUUGUUGAUAUGCAAAAUAUAUACGGUAUGUUUUACAGUACGUUAAUGCAUUUCUGUUAAAUUAUUACCAGUUUGUUAUAUGAAUAUUGAUAUAUUUUUACAUUUCACCGACAACUCCCAACGUCACAGCUGUAUUGAGUAUAAAGACCCCAAACCACUCAUGAUCUCACUGUCUUCACCAAUUGAAAGAAACACUGUGUCUUACUUGAGAUUUUGUUCAUUUUACCAUUUUGGGAAAAGAAAUGUAAAAUUAAUCUGUUAUUACCAUGUAUAUUUAUACUUUUUAUUUAAUAUUGAUAUUGUACUACUUUCAAUGUUUGGACAUUACUAAUGCAUAAUAAAUACUUCCGCACAGUU
Messenger RNA from Haliotis rufescens (red abalone), 10019 nucleotides. RefSeq names its product SCO-spondin-like. The record is from RefSeq and is a predicted model, not a curated record. The coding region runs from base 220 to 9183 and encodes 2987 amino acids. Gene Ontology annotation, cellular component: extracellular region. Gene Ontology annotation, molecular function: chitin binding. The transcript has 48 exons. Lineage: Eukaryota; Metazoa; Mollusca; Gastropoda; Lepetellida; Haliotidae.